GUGUUCGCGUCUGAAGUACUGGUCUUCGCUGAAUACGCGGAGUUCGUGUGCACCGUCCUCUAUGGGAUCUAUACGCUGGUGCUGUAUCACAUGCCGUACGCCAAGUACAACCCGAACUUCAUCGGACUGUCCGAGGAGAGCUUCUGGCAGGCGGCGACGAACUGCGCCGUGUACGCCGCCUUUGAAGGGUUCACGCUAGCGUUUCCGUUCAUCCUAGUGCGUGCCAAGUACGGGCUCUCGACCUUUUACCAGCUCGCGUUUGUGCUGGAGAAGUACUGGAUGAGCGUACAGGGGAAGCUGGUCGGCAGCCUCGCGCUCAUCUUUAUCCUCAAUACCGUGCACCAAGGU
This is a messenger RNA of Phytophthora sojae, 348 nucleotides long. RefSeq lists its product as hypothetical. The annotation marks the transcript as partial. The record is from RefSeq and is a predicted model, not a curated record. Lineage: Eukaryota; Oomycota; Peronosporomycetes; Peronosporales; Peronosporaceae. The transcript has a single exon.